Molecule: messenger RNA, 1854 nt
Organism: Rotaria sordida
Lineage: Eukaryota; Metazoa; Rotifera; Eurotatoria; Philodinida; Philodinidae
Source: the annotation of a GenBank genome assembly
AUGGCACGAGAACGAAAGCAAAAUUCAACUUUCAAUGAAAUCGAUAAAUUACUUGCCGAUGAAGAAUUUUGUCGAGCAGUAGAAGCAUUGAAUGACGAUGCAGACAUUACUGUUCACUCAUCAACACAGACGACACCGGAUCCUUUAAAUACUGCUUUUAUUGAGGAGACCAACCUCAAUGAACAUCAACAAAGUAAUUUAUCUCAACAACAAAGUAGUUUAUCUCAACAACACAGUAAUUUAUCCGAACAACAAAGUAGUUUAUCUGAACAACAAAAGAGUUUACCUCAACAACAAAGCCAAACUAUAAAUGAUGCAUCAGCCAUCCUUCGUGAGUUGGCAGAGAUAACGACUGAAUAUGAAUAUGAACGGAUCGAUCAACCUUUACCAACAACAACAGCAGCAGGAAACUUGGUCGAAAUAGUUGAUCUAUCACCAUCAACAUCUCGUACGAUCGAUCUACGUACACCGACACCAACAACAAUCGAUCUUUCUACACCUGCACCAAUUACGAUCGAUUUAGAUUCACCUCAAAUACCAUCCAAUACUAACACUACGGACUCACCCACUUCAUUUAAGUCCAAAAUAAUACUUUCUAAACGGAUUACUCAAAAACAAUAUGAAACUCUAUGUAUUAAUUCAAAUGAAGUUGAAUUAGUCCAUUUAUAUUAUUUACCCAAAGCUCAUAAACCUGGUACUCCUCUUCGUCCAAUAAUUUCUGGUCUUAAACAUCCUACAAUUAAAAUAUCAAAAUUUCUCGAUGAAUUACUUCGACCUUUAUUUGAUAAAAUGGCUUUAAAGUCAACUGUAACUUCUGGUUUCGAACUAGUGAAACAGUUACAAGAAUGGUCGAAAGAUAAUAUGCGUCAAGAAACUUUAUUAUGUACAAUUGAUGUAGCAGACCUUUAUACAAUGGUACCACAAACUGAAGGAGUACUUUCAUUAAAGAAAAUGUUAGACCAUUUAAAAUUAAAACAAGUUGGUGGUCUUAAAAUUGAAACAAUAAUUAGAUUAAGUCGAUUUGUUAUGCAAAAUAGCUAUUUUUCUUAUGAAGGUCAAUAUUAUCAUCAAAUCCGAGGAGGAGCAAUGGGUUCUCCUCUUACACUAACUGUUGCUAAUUGUUAUAUGUUCUUUUAUGAACAACAAAUUAUAAAACAAAUAAAUAAUAGUGGCGGAUUAUAUUUCCGAUAUAUUGAUGAUAUAUUUCUUGCAAUUAAUUGGCCUGCUCGACAUUUAUUUAAACAAAUCGAUAGAUGGAAUCAUUUUGAUAAAAAUAUUAAAUUAUCAGAAAAUAUUGGUUCGACCGCUGAUUUUCUAGAUCUACAUAUAGAAAAUCAAGAUGGUAAAUUAUUUACUACAGUAUUUCAGAAACCAUCUUAUGAGCCAUAUUAUUUACCAUUUAAUAGUGUUCAUCCAAUACAUAUGAAAAAGAAUAUUAUUUUUACAAUGCUACUUCGUGCUUUCAGAUAUUGCUCAACUUUUCAAGAAUAUUUAAAUGAGCGAGAAAAGCUACGAAUGGCAUUAUUAUUAAAUAGGUAUCCGAAUAAAUUUAUUGAAAAACAAUUUGAAAAUGUUCUCUUAAAAUGUAAUAUUAAUCAGUCAUUAAAUGUUAAUAAUUAUGACUUAAUUCGUCAAAAAAUUAUAGAUUCUCCUAUAAAAGAAAAAAUUCCAGUAGAUUAUGGUAAGGUAAUGUUUGUUCAUUUUACUUAUUGUUUAAGUAUGAAGACAUUUCCAAAGAAGUUCCAUGCCCUUUGGAGUAAAUAUUUUGGUGAAUCUCCAAUUAAUGAAGUCUUACCUAUUCUUAGUACACGCAACGUUAAAAAUUUACAAAGGCAAUUAACUUGUACAAGAUAA